This is a messenger RNA of Fomitopsis serialis, 1290 nucleotides long. RefSeq names its product 60S ribosomal protein L4/L1/L2. Gene Ontology annotation, cellular component: ribosome; cytosolic large ribosomal subunit. The coding region runs from base 44 to 1162 and encodes 372 amino acids. The record is from RefSeq and is a predicted model, not a curated record. Gene Ontology annotation, biological process: translation. Gene Ontology annotation, molecular function: structural constituent of ribosome; RNA binding. The transcript is spliced from 6 exons. NCBI's taxonomy places the organism in Eukaryota, Fungi, Basidiomycota, Agaricomycetes, Polyporales, Fomitopsidaceae.
ACCAGGCUUCGGCGCCGUCAAGACUUCAAGACUCUCCUCAACAAUGGCCUCUCGCCCGACCGUCAACGUCCGCUCGACCUCUGGAGAGGCAUCCAGCUCGCUCCCGCUGCCUGCGGUCCUCACCGCGCCUAUCCGACUUGAUGUCGUGCAGCAGGUGCACAAGAGCAUCGCGAAGAACAAGAGGCAGGCGUACUCCGUGAGCGAGAAGGCUGGCCACCAGACCAGUGCCGAGUCCUGGGGUACCGGUCGUGCUGUCGCACGUAUCCCCCGUGUCGGUGGUGGAGGUACCCACCGCUCCGGUCAGGCUGCUUUCGGUAACAUGUGCCGUGGCGGUCGCAUGUUCGCGCCCACCAAGACCUGGCGCAAGUGGCAUGUCAAGGUGAACCAGGGCCAGCGCCGCUUCGCUACCGUCUCCGCUCUCGCGGCGUCUGCGCUCCCCUCUCUCGUCCUCGCCCGCGGCCACCGUAUCGAAGAGAUUGAGGAGGUCCCCCUCGUCGUCUCGUCGUCCGUUGAAUCGUUCAAGAAGACCAAGGAGGCUGUUACCCUCCUUCAGUCCCUCAAGGCGUACGCCGACGUCAUCAAGGUCUCCAACUCGCGCAAGCUCCGCGCCGGCAAGGGCAAGCUGCGGAACCGCCGUCACCGCCAGCGCCGCGGCCCCCUCGUUGUCUACAACGAGGACAACGGCAUCGUCAAGGCGUUCCGCAACCUGCCUGGUGUUGAGACUGUCAACGUCAAGAGGCUUAACCUCCUCCAGCUCGCGCCGGGUGGUCAUCUUGGCCGUUUCGUCAUCUGGACCGAGGGUGCCUUCGCUCUCCUUGACGAGGUCUUUGGCACGUUCGACAAGCCCGCUGUCUACAAGAAGAACUACGUGCUCCCGACCGCGAAGAUCAGCAACCCCGACGUCACUCGCCUCAUUAACAGCGACGAGAUCCAGUCGGUUGUCCGCCCCGCGGGCCCCAAGCAGCAAAAGCGUCCCUGGACGCAACACAAGAACCCGCUUGUCAACAAGGGCGCUCUGUUCCGCCUGAACCCCUAUGCCAAGACCAUCCGCCGCCAGGAGCUUCUCAAGCAGGAACGCGUCAAGGCACAGAAGGACAAGAAGAAGGCAAAGAAGCCGAAGGCCGCUGGCGAGACCUUCCUCAACACGCUCUUCGCUUCGUGAGCGAGAAUGAACGGACGAAGGGCGGGUCGUCGCUAUGCGUCGUGGCACUUAUGAUCAAUGCUUCCGUUGUUACUACACUUACCAUGUCUCAUAACGCGUAUGCCAUUUAUUGUCAUAGUAUGCAAACA